Eriocheir sinensis (Chinese mitten crab) is the source of this 5524-nucleotide messenger RNA. RefSeq names its product protein O-mannosyl-transferase 2-like. Gene Ontology annotation, molecular function: mannosyltransferase activity. Gene Ontology annotation, biological process: protein O-linked glycosylation. The coding region runs from base 36 to 2552 and encodes 838 amino acids. Lineage: Eukaryota; Metazoa; Arthropoda; Malacostraca; Decapoda; Varunidae. The record is from RefSeq and is a predicted model, not a curated record. Gene Ontology annotation, cellular component: membrane. The transcript has 18 exons.
GUUCACAUCUCCCUCCCAAAGCCACGCCAGGAGGAAUGGACGAACAGAAGGGGAGGAAGGAGGGAGAGGAGGUGGAGGAGAAGGAGGAGGUGGGGGAGAAGGAGAAGGAGGGGGAGGUGGUGGCAGGGAGCACCACCACCACCAGCCAGGAAGGGGGAGGCGGCAAGGCAGACGAAGGGCGGCGCUUAUGGUGGGGCUGCCUCCUGGCCCUCACCUUCCUGGCCCUCACCACGCGCCAGGUCUCCCUUCACGACCCCGGAAUCUGCCUGUGGGACGAGGUACAUUUCGGGACCUUCGCCAACCAUUACCUGAACCGCACUUUUUACCACGACGUACAUCCACCCCUCGGAAAGAUGAUGAUAGCGGGCGUGGGGUGGCUCGCGGGCUAUGACGGGUCCUUCGAGUUCAAAGUUGGCAAGAAGUAUCCGGAGAAUGUCAACUUCGUGGCCAUGCGAUCUAUGAUGGCAAUGUUUGGGGCCAGUCUCGUGCCCCUCACCUUCCUUAUCGUAUGGGAAGUGUCAGCCUCCCUCCCCGCCGCCACCCUCGCCGCCGUCUGCGUCCUCUGUGACACGUUCCUGCACCGCCUCAACACCCUCAUCCUGCUGGACCCCCUCCUGCUGGCUGCUCUGCUGGCUGCUGUCUACGGGGCCUUCAAGUUUCACUCCCAGAGACACAGGGAGUGGUCGCGGGCGUGGUGGGCGUGGCUGGCCUUCACCGCCGUCUUCCUGGGCGUGGUGAUGAGCGUCAAGUACGUGGGCGUGUUCACCGUGGCCACCGUCGGGCUGAACAACGCUCACCAAAUCGCCGCCCUCGCCCUGAACCCCCGUAGACCGCUGUGGGUGGUGGUACCUCACGUCGUGGCCCGCCUGGUCGUCUUCGCUGGUGUGUCGUCCCUCGUCUACCUGUCGUCGUUUGUCCUCCACUUCCUCAUACUGACCAAGGCGGCAAAGAACGGCGGCGGGUUUUAUCACACUGAGUUCUACGCGGCUUUUGAUGGCAACGAAUAUGACAACACAAGCUUCCCGCAUCACGUGCACUACGGCGCCAACAUCACCCUGCAGAACAGCCGCCCCCUGUGUGGCUACCUGGAGUCCUGGUACGACCUGUUCCCCUCCACGAUGACGGCGCCGUGCCAGCAGGUCACCGCCUCCUAUGUACGGGACGACGAGCUGCUCAUGUGGACCAUCAAAAAGGUGAACCUCACCGCUGGGUCGGUACUGGACGGGUCGGACGCGAGGGAGCCGCCGGUGCUGGUGCGGAGUGGGGACCACGUGAUGCUGACCCACGCCGCCACGGGCCGCUCGCUGCGCUCCCACGGCCACCGCGCGGCCAUCACGCGGCGCCAGCUGCAGGUGUGCGGCUACGGCGACGACGGCGCCGGGGGUCCCUUCGAGACGUGGCAGCUCCUGGUGGUGGGCGAACCCUUGGGCGCGCCGCUAAGAGUCAUCGACCAGGACUUCAUGUUGCUGCACUACAAGAUGCAAUGUUACCUGCGGGCCAACGAGAGGGUGAAGCUGCCGGAGGAAUGGGCCUUCCACGGUGCCAAGGAGGUGACGUGCGCUAAGAAGAAGGACGAAACGGGACUCCGCUGGCACGUCAACUGGAACGCUAGCCCGAAGCUGCGUGAGGAGGUUUCGGCCCGCGCUCUCUCGGUGGGUAUGUGGGGCAAAAUCCUUCACCAGCACCACAACAUGUUCAUCGGCAACGCGGUGCUGACGGGCAACGGGGACGACGAGGAGCGGCACGCGAGGCCCUGGAUGUGGCCCGUGCUGUGGCAGGUGCAGACCAUGGGAACGCAGGUAAUGAACAGGACCACUGGGGAGGAACACUUCGCGGUGGGCAUGACCAACCCCUUCGUCACCUACCUCAACCUGGCCUGCCUGGGGGGCGCGCCUCUCCUUGCCCUCGCCCACGCCUUCUACGGCAAGAGGCGCCCCCACCAGCCCCCCGCCGACGUGGCGGCGCGUCGUGGCGUGGUGGUGUCCUGCGCGUGGCUGGGCCUCUGCUGGGCCAUCCACUACCUCCCCUUCUUCUUCAUGAGCCGCGUCCUCUACUACCACCACUACUGCCCCGCCUACCUCUUCUCCUGCAUGAUUACAGGCGUUCUAUUGGCGUAUGGGUGCAAGAGCCUAUCACGGAAGUUCACAAGAGGCAAAGGAGGACGCAAGGGGGGCGGCAGGAGGCAGGAGCUCGUGUAUAGGGGGCUACUGGGGCUCUGCGGGGCUUCAAUCGUCACCUCCUACCUCAUCUUCUUCCCCCUCGCCACCUACGUCAGCGGGAUCCAGUUCGAACCCAACGCGCGGCUCAACCCUUUCCUGGACAAGCUUCACGUGGGUCAGCUGUGGCCGGAGUUCGGUUAUCGCAUGGAGGAGUAUGUGACGGUGACGUCGACCAUGGUGGAGAAGCUGAACGCCAGUAACUACGCCAACCCAGACGUCAACGCUACACUGUACUUCGCAAUGCAACUCAACGCCACGGCCGAGGAACACCCAGUCAUCAGCCCCGUCGCGGCCUCCUCCUUCGCGCUCUGGAGGCCCCAAGUUGCCCUCUAAGCGAGUUUACGAAUGCGCGAAUGUCGGGUUCCGCGAAUGUGGGUUCCGCGAAUGUCGGGUUCCGCGAAUGUGGGUUCCGCGAAUGUCGGGUUCCGCGAAUGUGGGUUCCGCGAAUGUCGGGUUCCGCGAAUGUGGGUUCCGCGAAUGUUGGGUUCCGCGAAUGUGGGUUCCGCGAAUGUUGGGUUCCGCGAAUGUGGGUUCCGCGAAUGUUGGGUUCCGCGAAUGUGGGUUCCGCGUAUGUUGAGUUUCGCGAAUGUUGGUUUCGCGAAUGUGGGUUCCGCGUAUGUUGGGUUCCGCGAAUGUGGGAGGAAUGUCACUUGUACUCGCGGGGUUCUUUUUCUUCACAAACAGACGACUCAAGACCAGACAGCAGGAUUUACAGCGCUCUUCGGAUUCUUAGCUUGGGGAUGGGUCGUGAGGGUAGUAUUAUGAAACGUGGGUGGUUGUAAGAACUUGAAGAAAAUUAAUAUGAAGUCUAUUGUUGCCCUCAUGAACUUAGCGCAUUCAGAUACUCAGAUUCUCAAGCUAUGCACGGGGGAAGGAGAGGGAACUUUGAUUUAUCUUGUCCAUUCUUUCCUUUUCACCCUCUUUGUUUUAUUACUCUACUGGAUAAGUCUUUUGUUUCAUUGUUUUCUAUUCCGUGAUGUCUUCCUUUCUCUCCUUCCUUCAUUCAUUUAUUCAUUCUUGUAUGUUUCGACAUUUUUUGCAUUUAUUUCUUCCAUCUCCACAAAGUUUCUGAUCCUUGUAUUCCCAACCUACAUACUCCGGGAUAUCAUUUUCUCUUUUUCCUUCCUUUCUUCCUCCUUUUUUUUUUUCUCCCUCUCUCCCUUCUUCCUUUCAACCAUCCUUAUUCCUCCUUCAUUCAUUCCUCCCUCCCUAUGCUUUCUCUCCUUCAUUCAUUCAUUCAUUUUUGUAUGUUUCGACACUUUCUCUAUUUAUUUCUUCCAUCUCCACAAAGUUUAUGUUUCCUUGUAUUGCCAACUAUACAUACUCCGUGAUAUCAUUUUCUCUUUUUCCCUCCUUUCCUCCUCCCUUUUUUUUCUCCCUCUCUCCCUUCUUCCUUUCAACCAUCCUUAUUUCUCCUUCAUUCAUUCAUUUCUCUACCUUUGCUCCAUUCCUUCCCCUUAAUUUCCAUCAAUCCUUCCUUCUUCCGUAGUUUUGAUUAAAGUCUCCAAGAACCUGUUUGGAAUUAAAAAAAAUGCUAAUAAUAAUUGUCUAAAUCUGAAGUGACUAUAAAGGACCUUAAAACAAAAUAAGAAAACCACACUGGAAGAUACGUAUUAGUGUGUAAUGCGGGAAAACUGAGAAAUCAAUAAUUUGUAACAACUGCUGUGUUGCUUUCAAUCAAGUGGUUACGAACCGCAAGACAGACAGACGAACCAGAUGUGGAGCUGGUGGCGUGACUACGCCUCGGCCGAAGGUGCCGAAUGAUCAUUACUUAGUUUUCACGGAGGAUUGACGAGCAGAAUUUUUCACCUGUAUUGAGUGAGAGAACCAGUUGUUUCGUAACUGCUUCUGAACUGGUAGAACAGGCCAAGUGUAUGUUAACUAAUCCACCGAUAAAUGCGUUCACUAUUCUCUGGCUUGCCGCGGGCAGUGUGGAGGGGAGGUGAUAAGCCGACUGUAUGAGGCUCCCUCACACACCGUCUCAACCUCACACCCACAGGUACGUUGAACCCAGCUCCUAGGGACCAAGCUUGUUAGUGUGUUAUCUUGAUACAAUGUUACUUAAAGAGUUGAAUUGACACACACCGUCUCAACCUCACCCCCACAGGUUCCCUAGCAUACUGACUGAGCUGGUGCCUCACUUGUUGUGUCACUAUGUAAUACGUGAACAUCCUUUUUUGUGUGGGCUUAUGAUCACCCCCUUGGUAUCUUAACCCCACACGAAUACCUUGCCCCAUGAUCAUCUUUGUGAACACAUAUCGAUCGGUGGUUGAAGGGAUAUAUUUUAUUGUAUAAUUAUGCACCAUAGAAACUUGACUAGGGUAGUUUUGUUAGCUAUGGCCAGGACUCUAUAUCUACAUAUGUUUUAUGAAAUUAACUGUGAUUGGGUGGGCCCUUCUGGUGAUUGGAAUGAUGAGCUGAAAUCAGUAUUGUAGAGUAACUCGGUAAAAGCUUGCUACCAUUACCAACAGAAUAAUGAACUGUAAAUAUAUUGUUGCUUAACUUCAGUAAGCUCGCUACCAUUACAUACCAACAGAAUGUGAAUAAACCUCAUAAGUUAACCUUGUGUUGCGUCACCCUAACAACGUACCAUAACAACUAUGAAGCUACACUUGAUAGUAAUAUAUUAAAAACAGUUGAAGGCAACAAACUGGUGGCAUAGCGGUGGGCAUCCUAUCCUGCGGUUCUGUUGUUUCCCCGAAGGGGUAACAGGUAGGAUGGCCCAUGCUCUCCGAGGAUAAUAGACCAUGGGAGAAUUGGAGGUAUGUCUCUACGGGGACGUUGUGGAAUAGUGAACCGAUAGUGGUCACGUCUAAGGUCUCAACACAUAGAAAUUAAUCUACAUAGAGGGGAAAGUCUUGUAGUGCGGCGACUAUGCCUGAUGACGAGCCUCCCAGAACCCACUUAGCCAGUGGGGUACCUCUUUGGCCGACUCGGUAAGGAGUGGCUCUCCCGUCACGCUGGUCGCGGGUUCAAUCCCAGGCAGCCGGCGAAAUACCCUGAUCUUGAUUAAUUUCUCGUGUGUUUCGAUACACGCAGAGGACGUGUGGGACCGAGAGAGUAAUAGAGAAUAGAAAAUCUCGUCAACAAAAAAGUUACAUCACUUCAUAUGAUUAUGGAAAGGAGAAAAAAAAAGCAUUCGAUAACAGUAACCUAGACCACGCAUGCGCAGUACGGUCAAAUAUAAUGAAAUAACCAGUAAAGAAAUAUAAUAAUUAGUCUGAUGUUAGCAACUAUAAACAUAAACGACAUUCGAAAAUAGGUCAAAAGUAUCAAACGAGUAAUCAAAAUAUCCCGAUGCAUGC